Messenger RNA from Ostrea edulis (European flat oyster), 3637 nucleotides. RefSeq names its product integrin alpha-1-like. The transcript is spliced from 20 exons. Gene Ontology annotation, cellular component: integrin complex; external side of plasma membrane. NCBI's taxonomy places the organism in Eukaryota, Metazoa, Mollusca, Bivalvia, Ostreida, Ostreidae. Gene Ontology annotation, biological process: cell adhesion mediated by integrin; integrin-mediated signaling pathway; cell-cell adhesion. The record is from RefSeq and is a predicted model, not a curated record. Bases 245 to 3193 code for a protein of 982 amino acids. Gene Ontology annotation, molecular function: integrin binding.
AUACAUAGCGUAUUGCAAGCACCGCGUUGGCGUGUAAUCAGAGCAAGUUUUGAUAGACCGUUAUAAUAACGCCUCGAUUGAGAGAGAUUUGUGUAUACAUGUGUAUUCUAAUCAUCAUGGCCGUGUCUCAUCUUCCUCUUCCCACAGCACAAAGGCAACACAACGAGCUCGCACAACGCUGCUUUUCAUUUGAUGUUUAAAUGAUUUUAACAAACAAUGAUCUGAAACGGAUUUUCAUAUCGACAUGGGAUUUCAUUUCAAUCCAAGAUUUAGUUCUUUGUCAAGUGUGUUCCCUCUAGUGAGCUUUCGAUAUGUGGGAAAAGUGCUACAGAUUUUAAUGGUUGUGUAUUUUGAAUUCAGUUGGAGUUUUAAUAUUGACAUUACACGACCUCUAGUCUUUAAGGGGAAUGCUGGAACAAAUUAUGGGGCUGCGGUGGAUUUAAUAAAUAAUACUGAUGGAAAAUGGUUGUUAGUCGGUGCGCCACUCGAUACCCUAUCCUACGCUAGUGAUUUCAACAGAACCGGGAGUGUGUUCUUGUGUCCUGUACAACUUCAGAGGAAAUUUACAGAGAUCAGUAAUUGUUCAGAAUUGCAACUGCAGCAGUUGCAAAAAAAAAUUGUUUCAGAUGAUUCCAAAUUGGGUGCCACUUUAAUGGUUCUGAAAAACACCACGCUAAUAUGUGCUCCCGGAUAUCGAAACCCUUACAAGAAUGAUGACACUUCCGGUGCGUGCGUGUACUUUAGAAACGAGGACACGGCCUCGAUCUCUAAUCUGCUUAUUCGGAUCACACCUCCAGAUGAGUAUUCCUUUUCCUGGUCCAUGUUCGGAUUUUCAACAGCACCAGGAAUUAAUGAAACAUUCCCAUACACCAUUGGGGGACCAAACAGUGGGCACCAAGCCGGAGGAUUGGCCACAUUUACAACUUCACGCCGGGGCCUGACGAGUCAGAGUGUGAAAGGAACGGAAGGGCGACAACCGGGGUCAUACUUUGGUUAUUCUCUAGCGAGUGGUAUAUUCAAUGGAGACAAGUUUUACUAUGUUGCUGGACGACCUGGAUUCGCAAACAAGGAAGGAAAUAUCGGAAAUGUCGAGAUUUUGGAAUUCUUUAGCGCUGGAAUAAAGACAACGCAGAAGCUCAUUGCUGGCUCUCAGCUUGGCGGUGGUUUCGGGCAUGCAGUGUGUGUGGCGGACGUGAAUGGAGACAGUAUUGACGACGUCCUGAUUGGUGCUCCUUUAGAAUAUGUCAACCAAUCAAGUGGAAGCAUUAUCGUGGAUAGUGGUUCUGUUUACAUAUAUCUCGGAACAGGAUCUUCUGACAUCAUAAAGGACACGCCUUUUGCGAUUAGAGGGAUGAUGAAACCAUGGGCACGAUUCGGAACUGCUAUUGUUAAUCUCGGAGACAUUACAAACGAUGGAAUAUCAGAUAUUGCAAUCGGAGCACCUUUUGAAGACGGCCACAGAGGCGCUGUAUAUAUAUAUAAUGGCUUUAAUGAUAAUUUCCCAAAAUCGUGGCCAUAUUCGCAGAGAAUUACGUCAGCAGAUUUUAACCUAGAAAUCAUAACCUUUGGAUAUUCACUGUCAAAGUCGCGGGUGGAUGUUGACGACAACCUUUAUGGAGAUUUGGCAGUCUCUGGUUUCAAAUCAGACCAAGUUGCUGUUCUCCGGACACGCCCCGUGGUUCAUGUUGCUGUGGAUAUACUGUCGACACCAGGAAUCAUUCCCAUCAAUUCUACUGGGUACGACUGCAAUGACGGAUCCGACUACCCCUGUGUCACUCUAAACUUGCGAUUUCUCGUGACCGGAAGAGGGAUCGAGAACGGAGUAUUGGCUGAUCUGCUGGUGGAUGAUGAGGUUCCGCCAAUCUUGCAUUCAGAUGUUGUAACCAAACUAUACAAAACGCUUCAAAUCAAUCUUAACUGUUCCUACUCUCCCUGUGAGCCAGAUUAUGUGGCAAUGUUGCGCUCAGCGGACAGCAACAUGACCCUGCAAAUCAACCAGGAACUAGAAGUGGAGGUAGAGUUGAUAAAUGCCGGAGAUCCGGCUGACAAAACGCACUUCUUUGUAGAAACUUUUCCCAAGAUGGACUUCUCAAGGAUAACAAAGGGCUCCAAUGACCUGCAAUGCUCCGAGAUCAUGUAUUGUGCCAUGCGUCCUGUGAGAUUCUAUGCUCACCAACAUUAUCGAUUUGUAUUGAAUUUUUUUGUUGACCCUGAUGCAGUUGUGACGAGUAACUCCGAUCAUGUAAAAGUUCAAAUCACGUUUAAUUCCUCGGGGGAUGGAGACAACAGAAAAGAGAAGACGUUCACUAUGAUGGGCUAUUUCAACCUUCAUUCGGAUGCGAGGGUUGUUGGCGGUUCCGAUUUGCCGGAUUUGAUCUUAUCAUCCGGUUCGGAAACUAUAAUAAAGUAUUCUGUAAUAUACGACAUCCAUAAUGAUGGACCCAGUCCCCUUGGAGCCAAUCUGAAAAUAAGUAUACCCAGCGAUAAAGGGGGAAAUAAAGUUGUCAAGGGGUUUUCAAUUAAAAGAGGAAACUGUUUGGGAAAUUUGGAAUUUACCUUCCGACCCAUGGACAGCCCUGGCAAUUUGAAAUCACAACCCUUAACGAGUAACAAAAUAUCAACAGACAUCCACUGUGGAAUGGCGGGGAUCGACUGCACCUACCUGACGUGUAACUUAAGCUUCAUCAAGACGUCAGAGUUGGAAAGUGUGGAAUUUACUCUGGACCUCGAUUCCAAUGCUUUAUCAAAUGUUCUUAAGGAGUUGAAAGUGGACGCUGCGCAAUUUGUCACGUCAGGGGAGGUUAUUCUGUUCAACAAUAAAAUCCCAGCUUCCGUAAACGUCACAGAUGAAGGAAAGGUAGCUCUUCGAGUGUCACAAGGUUCUUCCGAACUGGAGACCACUGACAUCCUCUGGUACACUGUAGGGGGCAGUGUGGGGGGAUUCCUGAUCCUCGUCAUCAUUGUGCUUAUUCUAUGGAAGUGCGGAUUCUUCAACCGGAAGCGAAGAGGAGACAUUGACAGGGCCAAACGUCAGUCUCAAAUGAAACAAAGGCAAAGUAAAAUGAUGUCACAAUUUGUGAGUAAAGAACUCAAUAAAGGCCAUAGUUCUUCCGCCAAUGGGGAGGACAGAAAAACGCAAUCGUUCCGACAGAGCACCAAAGAUUAUCCAGAUUUAGAAGUUCAGGAUAGAUAGCAAGAGAAAAUAGGGCGAAAGUGUGGAAAACUGGACUGCUCUCCAUUUACUCAAUAGCGUGCCAUUGACGUGACGUCAGGAAUGGGGAAUCAGUGGAUAGGCGGAUCAUUCCAUUUAUACCGGUGAAUAUGUGACGUAAAAGUGUUCGACGAUUGUUAGAUUAUUGUUCAAAUGGAGAUAUGAAACUACAUACUUUUAUUAUCUAAACUAUUCUGUGUGAGGGAGAAAAUCGCCAUUAUCAGACUGUUUCAGACAUACGAAGGAAUGUGUAAUGAAAGCAAAUUUGUUUUGAGAAAGAGUGAUGCAUUGCAUAUUUUACGCCUGGUCAAUAUUUCGGACAGACGUUGCAAUAGAUUUUUCUAAACAUGUGUUAUUUAAGACAUUUCUUCAACAUUUUUGUAUUACAUUUUGAAUGAAAGAACUAUUAAAUAGUUUGAAAACGUC